This is a messenger RNA of Knipowitschia caucasica, 456 nucleotides long. The record is from the annotation of a GenBank genome assembly. Lineage: Eukaryota; Metazoa; Chordata; Actinopteri; Gobiiformes; Gobiidae.
AUGACACCGGCGCUUCCGUUUCCUCUGCAUUGUUCUGGCAUCGACUGCAUCGAUCGGAGCGACGUGGCGCUGACUGUGUCUUUAUCAGCACGCAGCGGAGCGCACACGCGUGACGCUCCGGUGACAGGGCUGACAGAGCAGCGGCUUCUGCUGGCAGCUGCACCCACGGGGCAUCACAACAUUGCAGAUGUGGCACAACAAAUUUACGAAGACCUGCACCAAAUUCACUCCAAGAAGGCGCUGAGUAUGUUAGCCCUAAACGAGCCUGACCUCAUCACGGAGGCCAUCCCCAAACAUCUCGAGAGGAUUCCUAAGAGGCGCACUUUGGGCUCCAUCCUGAGGUCUGUGUGUCGAGUCAUCUUCAGGUUCAGGCAGGCGUUAAUCCCGCCCUACAACCUAACCUUCAGCAGUGAGUGUCUGACCAUGGUGAGGGAGUUAUGGCUGUUCUGUGACUGA